This is a messenger RNA of Gastrolobium bilobum, 1752 nucleotides long. RefSeq lists its product as uncharacterized. The transcript has 5 exons. The coding region runs from base 1 to 1752 and encodes 583 amino acids. The record is from RefSeq and is a predicted model, not a curated record. NCBI's taxonomy places the organism in Eukaryota, Viridiplantae, Streptophyta, Magnoliopsida, Fabales, Fabaceae.
AUGUCUCAGAAGUUCUUUGCUGAGUUCUUCUCGAUGGAAAGGUAUAACCAGAUGGUGAAUGAUAUCACCAAUUUCACCCAGCUACAGGGUGAAACUAUGUGUGGAGCAUGGAACAGAUUCAAGGAUUUAUUGAGGAGGUGUCCUCAGUAUGACUUGACUGCUGGCAAUCAGGUGAGAAUCUUCUUCAAUGGCUGCAAACCUGAGGUGACGAUGGUGUUGAAUGGUGCAGCAGGUGGAACUAUUAAAACUCUUAGAGCAAAUGAGACUUUUGAGUUGAUUAAGAGGAUGGCUGCCAACGAAAAUCAAGUGAUGUCAUCCAAGCCUAAGAGAGGUAUCCUUCAACUGGAAGGUAAUGAUGCAGUGUUAGCUGAAAACAGUUUGUUAUCUCAGCAGGUAGCAAACUUGACAUCAAGGCUUGACAAGAUGCAGUUUGCUGGUGUUCAGACUAAAGCGGCUGUUGUGUGUGAAUAUUGCCAGGACAAUCACGAAUCUAAUGAAUGUCCGUCUUUGCUAGCUUCUGAUUCACCUCAACAAAUGCAAAUGAAUGGCAUUUGGUAUAAUCAGAGACCCCAGCAACAAAAUGUUCAAAGAGGUCAGAAUUAUCCUUCUGGGGGCAAUAAUUUUCAGAAGAGAGGUCAAGGAGGUGGUAUUGAUUAUAGUUCUAACAAUUAUCUGCAGCCUCCACGAAUCCCAUACAAAGAACCUUCUGAUUUGGAGAAGCUAGUGGGACAAAUGGCCCAACAUUCAAAUGUUUUCAUGGAGGAGACAAGGGCCAAUACCAAGAACACACAGGCUUCUAUCAGAAAUUUGGAGAAUCAAAUUGGCCAGCUGGCCAAACAAAUGGCUGACAGAACUCUAGCUCCAGAAAAGCCAAACACAAAUGUGGAAGCUAAUGAGAAGCUUAAGGCGGUUGAGGAGCCAGAAAAAGAGGUGGUGAUACCUGCUGAAGUGGAGAAGCCAGUUGAAAAGAAGAAAUUUGAGCUGAAUCCAGAAUAUAUGAGAGCUAUGGCACCUUAUCCAGAACGAUUCAAGGAUGAUGCUCAGAAGCAGCAUUAUGCUAGGAAACAUAAGCUGCAAGAAUGCCAAACUGUUGCACUUACUGAAGAGUGCAGUGCUAUUAUAGAGAAAAAGUUCCCUUGUAAGCGUCGUGAUCCAGGGAGUUGUAACAUUCCUAUUGUCAUUGGUAACAAAAAUGUUGGCAAAGCUUUGUGUGAUCUUGGGGCAAGUAUAAAUUUGAUGCCCUUGUCUGUGUAUAAAUCUCUAGGAACCUCUGAGCUCAAGCCUUCUAAGAUUUCCUUGCAACUUGCUGAUAGAUCUUUGAGGAAACCGAGUGGUGAUUGUUUCAGACUUGAUGCCUUAGAAGAAUUGGUGGAAGAAGAGAAAUCUUCUAUUCAAGAGCUUGAGGAAGAACUAGAAGCGCGAGAUAUUGUUCCUUUUGAGGAAGAAAAAAGUGUUGUGUUUGAAGUUCUUGAGAAGAAGGAUUCUGACAAAGAAGAUGGUGCCCCAAAAAUAGAGUUGAAGGAUUCGGAUAAAGAUCCCCCUUCCCGUACUCACAAAAUUCUUAAUAAGGAUGAUGACAAAAAUGUGAGGGAACCUCAAGGGAGGAAUAAUCUUACAAAGAAGAAGGCAACGAGAAAGGAAGUGGUGUCAAAGUGGAUGACUCCCUCUAACAGUAAUCCACACGGCUACCUCUUGGUUGCUUCUGAGAAACGCUUUCUCCCUGAACCCUCCCUUUCCUUGGAAGCUCGCUAG